CUUCGUCGUCUCUGCAACUUAGGAAAAGAAUGACCAGGCCGCUCGCCGUGCUCUGCCUGGUGGCCGUGGGCGCCGUGGGCGUGAGCGCCAGCGCCGCGACCGCCGACCCCAGCCCCGGCCCCGCCCUCGUCCGGCCUCAGCGCGACGACGACUUCUCCAUCGAAAUCUUCGAGCCCGAGUACGAGCUCCUCCUCGGCGGCAUUGACUUGGGCGCCGGCUUCUCGGGGGAUCGGCAGACUGGCUUACUGGGAUUCCGACCCGGCUCUGUGGGACUAGGCCAAGCCGGCUUCCAGGCUAAUCAGGCAGGCCAGACGGUCAGCUACCAGGCUACGAAGGCAAGCCAGACGGUUAGCUUCCAGGCUACUACGGGAGGGCAUCCGGUCGGAUUCCAGGGCCAGCGGGGCGGGCCAGGCAGCUUCAAGGAUAAUCAGGCGAGUAUGGGAGGUGGAUUCCCAUCUACGGGAAGUGGAGGUGGAUUCCCGUCAGGCGGAAGUGGAGCUCCAUCUGGGAUAGGAGGUUUCCCGUCAGGAGGUGGAUCCUUGUCUGGAGCAGGUGGAUUCCCGUCAGGAGGAAGUGGAUCCUUGUCUGGAGCAGGUGGAUUUCCGUCAGGAGGAAGUGGAUUCCCGUCAGGUGGAAGUGAAUUCCCAUCAGGAAGUGGAUCCUUGUCUGGAGCAGGUGGAUUCCCGUCAGGAGGAAGUGGAUCCUUGUCUGGAGCAGGUGGAUUCCCGUCAGGAGGAAGUGGAUCCUUGACUGGAGCAGGUGGAUUCCCGUCAAGAGGAAGUGGAUUCCCGUCAGGUGGAAGUGAAUUCCCAUCAGGAAGUGGAUCCUUGUCUGGAGCAGGUGGAUUCCCGUCAGGAGGAAGUGGAUUCCCAUCAGGAGAUGGAUCCUUGACUGGAGCAGGUGGAUUCCCGUCAAGAGGAAGUGGAUUCCCGUCAGGUGGAAGUGAAUUCCCAUCAGGAAGUGGAUCCUUAUCUGGAGCAGGUGGAUUCCCGUCAGGAGGAAGUGGAUCCUUGUCUGGAGCAGGUGGAUUCCCGUCAGGAGGAAGUGGAUUCCCGUCAGGAGGAAGUGGAUCCUUGUCUGGAGCAGGUGGAUUCCCGACAGGAGGAAGUGGAUUCCCGUCAGGAGGAAGUGGAUCCUUGUCUGGAGCAGGUGGAUUCCCGUCAGGAGGAAGUGGAUCCUUGUCUGGAGCAGGUGGAUUCCCGUCAGGAGGAAGUGGAUCCUUGUCUGGAGCAGGUGGAUUCCCAUCAGGAGGAAGUUGAUACUAAAAAUAUCCACUUUCUCUGUGACCUGUUAACUUGACGGGCUUCUGUUCAUUAAAGUC
This is a messenger RNA of Penaeus monodon (black tiger shrimp), 1321 nucleotides long. RefSeq names its product PE-PGRS family protein PE_PGRS26-like. Bases 30 to 1259 code for a protein of 409 amino acids. The transcript is spliced from 10 exons. NCBI's taxonomy places the organism in Eukaryota, Metazoa, Arthropoda, Malacostraca, Decapoda, Penaeidae. The record is from RefSeq and is a predicted model, not a curated record.